AAGCUGUCGCACAAAUACAAAACUAGCUAGACAAACCCCUCUCUAACACUAAUUUCUCAUCUUUUUAUCUGUUAAUUCUGUAUGUUAGUGAACACUGAGGCAUGUCUUCCAGCCAUUCAAAGGACUCUUUGAGCUUUCUGGGAGGCAGAAUACCACCGGAAGUCGAGUCAUUGUCAAAAAACUUGAAGGAUGUGGACCAAGAGUUGUUCCGAAAAAUACUGAAAGCUGUGGUCAGUGCCCUGGAGGGGAAGGACUGCACAGAGGGGAUGAAGUCCAUAGCAGAGAGCAGUGUCAUCCCGCAGGAGAGGCUCUGUCACAUCGUAGCUGGGAUCCACAGACUGCUGUCUGAGGCCAUCCGCAUCCCCACAGCGUUACUUAAACAGGAGAUCUUUAAGGAAGAUCUGAAGGAACUACGAAUACCCGAAGACUUCAUCACAGAUUUCUCCAGUGUGGUUUUUGGAAAUCGCCGUGCAGCUCUAGAAGGGGCCGCCUCUCAGAAGGAUCCUCAUCUCCCCACACUAGAAGAAUUGAAAUGGAGAGUGGAUGUUGCCAUUUCUACAAGCUCUUUAGCCCGAGCGCUGCAGCCUUCUGUUCUCAUGCAGAUGAAACUUUCAGAUGGGAGGUUUCAACGCUUUGAGGUACCCGUGUCUAAAUUCCAGGAGCUUCGUUACAACGUUGCUUUGAUUCUCAAAGAGAUGAAUGAUCUGGAGAAGAGGAGCAUUCUUAAGAUCCAAAACUAAUACACCAUCCGGAGCUGAUGUUUAUGCUAACUCAUCUCUGCUCAGUUUUUAAAACUCAGUGGAGCUUUUCUACAUUUUUCCAUACGAUGUUAUGCAAGAUAACGCUCUGCACGUCAUUAUCUUAUGCUCUGAUGGUGUUGGCAUCCAACAUACUCGAGACAAGCACUUCACCUCCUACCGUGUAUUUAAAAAUAAAUCUAUAAAGUUUUUUUGUUCUCAUUGAGCAUUAGUCUUUGAUGUUUGUGUCAGAUUUGAAAGUCCUGCGAUCCCACACCUGUGCCAAAAUACAAAAAAAGUCAAGUGGGCGCUCGUGCACGGUGGUCAUGUGAUACACGCUCCUCUUUGAAGCAGAACGUUUUGUUCCCUCGCCUCUGGGACUCGUUGUGACAAGAGGUCGAACAAAUGAUUUACAAGUCUUUUAGGUAAAAGCGCAACCAUAAGUGUAAAAAGUAACUUUCUUUUAACUAAAAGUUUGUCUUGUUAUGUGUUUGUUUUCCAAAAUAACAUUGAGGGGUUUUUUUCUCACUGUUGAACCACAUUUCUAUAAUAACAUCUGUCCGUCACUAAAUUUGUAAGGAAUGUUUGAUCUGUUCAGAUUCAAACUGUGUCACAGAAAUAAGAGUUAGAUGAUAAACUGUAAACUUCAAAUGCUGAAAGUCAUUGAAAUGUAUUACAAAGAAAUCUUAUGUGUUCUUGUGACAUCUUUUUACGUGACUGAAACUGAUGUUUUUGAUUAACUGCAGCUAUUUUGUAGAUUAAGUGGAACUCUGUAUCAUUUCACUCUACUUAUUUCUAUUCUUUCAAUGACAACAUGAAUGUAAGUGAACAAAUGUAUGGUGAGGGAAUAAUAGGAUAGUCCCAAUUUGAAAGUAUUAUAAAAGGAAACAAAAUAUUACUAAGCACGAUCAAGAAACACAGAAGGAAGGAAAGUACAGCUUUAGUCUGUGCUUUUCUGUUAAUUUGGUGUUGUUCUGAGUGGGCGUGUCUUUAAAGUUUGCUGCAGUCAGCAAAGCAUUUAGGCUAAAAUAUUAUGCGUGAUGUAACAUAUGGAGUUGCUUUAGCUUUGUAAGUUUGAUCAUUUAACUUCAUAUUAGACUAUAAAACGAAUGAGUUGCUGGAUUGAUCGGGAUCACGAUGCUAACACAAAGUUUAGCGUGAUGCUCUGCUUAACAGACCUACAGACUGAACUUCAUGCUGUCUCCUCAGGGCAACAUUGAAACAGAUGUUAAGUCUAAGCAACAUAAAGAAAAAAUGCUUUGUAAUGUACUAUUUUUCAGUUGGGAUAAACUAAUCCCAUUGGCGAGCUAAAUGAAAACUUGUACGUUUAAGCUCAUCUCCUUGAAUGCCUCUGUAUCAUUUUCAGUGCAGAUGCUAUUUUUAGGUCUUUUGUUGAAAGUCCUGUUGGGUUUCCCUGUAGUUGCAAAGGCAACUACAGGGAAACCCAGUAGUUGCUCAGUAGUUGCUCGCCUGCUCGAUCUCCUCCGGUGAGUGAAAACUUAAAACAGACAAAGUUGAAUGAAGGCAAAUAUGCUGAGUAGUGGAACUGGUGAGUGACUGUUACACUCACUCUGAGCCCUAACACCAUGUAGACUGUUACACUCUGUGGGAAUGAACUCACACCGUACAAAGUGAUGAAUGUCAAAAAUUGAGAUUAAAUUUCCAUUUGUCCCCGUAUACAUAUAUACUAAUAAGAUGGUGGAUGCUAAUAUUGAAUUAUAUUGAAGUGUGAGAUAAUGAAGUCAGCAUGUGCACAACUAAUUCUUGUGUGCUUUAAAGACUCACUUUUUAAAAUCUUUUGGCUCUGUAUGACAUCACUGAGGGCAGAUGUCCUCAGUCAGACAGCUCUGGCUUUGAGCACAGUAGCCCCAUCAACCCUUCUGGUUGUGAGGGGCUGCCAAUCAGAAGAAAGCUGGCUUAAAGUGGGAGGAGCUAGAGUGGCUUGUUUCAAAGAGUGGAUGAACUGAAAAAAAAGUGUGGAGCUGACAAUGAGCAUAACAGGUCCCAUUAAAAGAUCUGCACAGAGCAUCUUUAAUAAUUACAGUUAAUAAUAAAUACUAUGCAGAUGUUAUGUUUUUAGUAUUUUGAUGGGAAUAUUCUUUAUAACAAGGCUGUUCCUAACAAUCCCAUCUGAUUUCUGAUUAAAAACACUACAAACCCAAUUCUAUCUUUAACUAACAAACAGACCCACUGAAAACUCAUUUCUCUUCUUAGGAAAGCAUUUAGAAAAAAAAAAUCAAAAAUGUUAUUUUCAUAGUCACAAGUCUCAGUACAUCCAGUACCUCAACUUGACAUUUCCA
Molecule: messenger RNA, 3037 nt
Organism: Pelmatolapia mariae (spotted tilapia)
Lineage: Eukaryota; Metazoa; Chordata; Actinopteri; Cichliformes; Cichlidae
Gene: commd5
Product: COMM domain containing 5
Exons: 7
Coding region: 102-740 (212 amino acids)
Cellular component (GO): nucleus
Source: RefSeq, a predicted model, not a curated record